ACUGUUUUCAGCGCCGAGACAAACUCGCCACUUGUACCAGCUGGAACAUGGACUCAUAUCAGCUGCACUUACACCGCAACUGGCGGGAAAUCUGAGAUAUAUGUGAAUGGGGUGUUAAAAAAACAAGAGCUCACUGGCAGUGGAAUUCUUUCUCAGGUAACAUCCCUUCUUGAAUGUACGAGGAAAAGUUCAGUAAAAAAAUUCAAAAAAAAUUAUUGACCCCACAAUGGAUGUGUAUUUCUGCAAAACUUUGUCCAAGGAUAUGAUUGAUCAAAAUUGGAUCUCCCCGUCGAUUUAGAACGGCAGAAAGCUAGAGGUGAUCUUAAAUUGUAUCAGAUUGGGAGAAAUUUUUAAUAGAGAGUUGAAAGUACUCCAUGAUCGCACUGGUUUUGCCUCUGCUGCGUGAUUGGUCCUAAAACAAGCCCCCGGAACCAAUCAAAUUUAAAAAACAACUGCUCUUUGGUCACUUACGUUUCCCCACGCAUUAGGCGUGUUUUGCUUCGAGUCCCCAUUAGCUCCUGGUGAUAUUUUUUUCUUCGCUACGACUGGUAGUUGUGGUUACCUUGUUUAGUUUUACGACACGAAGAAGAAGCGCUCUGAAUUAGGAAAAGCCAGAAAUAAUACAUCUAUAUCCACUGUUCUUCUAAUCCUUUUCGCCCAUUGUUCCACUGGUCCUCUGUGUCCACUGUUCCUCUGGUCCUCUGUACCCACUGUUCCUCUGGUCCUCUGUACCCACUGUUCCUCUGGUCCUCUGUACCCACUGCUCCUCUGGUCCUCUGUGCCCACUGUUGCUCUGGUCCUCUGUAUCCACAGUUCCUCUGGUCCUCUGUGCCCACUGUCGCUCUGGUCCUCUGUAUCCACAGUUCCUCUGGUCCUCUGUGCCCACUGUUCUUCUGGUCCUCUGUACCCACUGCUCCUCUGGUCCUCUGUGCCCACUGUUCCUCUGGUCCUCUGUGCCCACUGUUCCUCUGGUCCUCUGUGCCCACUGUUCCUCUGGUCCUCUGUACCCACUGUUCCUCUGGUCCUCUGUUCCUCUGGUCCUCUGUUCCCACUGUUGCUCUGGUCUUCUCUAUCCACAGUUCCUCUGGUCCUCUGUUCCCACUGCUCCUCUGGUCCUCUGUUCCCACUGUUGCUCUGGUCUUCUCUAUCCACAGUUCCUCUGGUCCUCUGUUCCCACUGUUGCUCUGGUCCUCUGUAUCCACAGUUCCUCUGGCCCUCUGUGCCCACUGUUGCUCUGGUCCUCUGUAUCCACUGUUCCUCUGGUCCUCUGUAUCCACUGUUCCACUGGUCCUCUGUGCCCACUGUUCCUCUGGUCCUCUGUAUCCCACUGCCCUCUGUGCACUGUUCCUCUGGUCCUCUGUACCCACUGUUCCACUGGUCCUCUGUGCCCACUGUUCCUCUGGUCCUCUGUACCCACUGUUCCUCUGGUCCUCUGUACCCACUGUUCCGCUGGUCCUCUGUACCCACUGUUCCACUGGUCCUUUGUGCCCACUAUUCCACUGGCCCUCUGUGCCCACUGUUCCCUGGGUCCUCUGUACCCACUGUUCCACUGGUCUUUUGUGCCCAUUGUUUCUCUGGUCCUCCGUAUUCACUCUUCUUAUCCUCUGUGUUCACUGUUCCUCUGGCCCUAUGUCCUAACUGUUCCUCUGGUCCCCAGUGCCCGCUAUUCUUCUGCUCUUUUGCGUCCACUGUUCCUCUGAUCUUCUGUGCCCACUUUUCCUCUGGUCCUCUGUGCCCGUUGUUCCUCUUUAAUCUUUAAACCUUUAUCACACCUCAAUUAUUUUCCAUUGUAGAUCCCGGUGUAUGAAAGACUACCCAAAACUUUAAUUAGACAGACUGUGGGGGGCUAAAUGUAUUUAUCUUUUCUUGCGUUGACCAGGAUUGGAAUGGAAAGACUAGCAUCGGAAAAGAGUACGAAAAAGGGGCUGAUGGAAAAUGGAUUGAGCAAAACAAUCUGAACGGCAUCAUCGACGAGUUCUAUUUAUUUGAGCGCGACUUGAAACAAAAUGAAAUAACACUUCUUGCUCAGACCUGCAAUUACCACAGAAUAGUACUACAUUAUGGCUUUGAUUUGUUUGCGGGUAAAACAGUGUAUGACCAGUCUGGGCUUGCAAACAAUGGCAUGGCUAUAAAUGGUACAGCUGUCUCCAACAAUGGAACGUGCGGGAAGGCUGUGAAUAUGACCAUGGGACAGAUUAAAAUUCCCGGUGAUACUUUCAGAGAAAAACCCCAAAAAGCCAUAACCAUAUCAGUGUGGAUCAGUCUACAAACAAACAGGUUUGAUAUAAGUAACUACGGCUAGUUAUGACUAGUUAGUUAUAGUUAUAUCAGUUUCUAUCUUCAGGGUCGUCGGAAAAAAGAACUUAAUCGAUGAGGGGAGGGGGGGGUAAACGCUUCCGGCCCCUGCUCACAGUUAAGCUCUCUUUGUUAAAAAAUGGCUGUAUAUUUAAAAACUCUCUCCCACUUUGUCUCUUUUGGAUGGAGGCGGAUUAUUUUUCCCCCUAAAAUAGCGAGAGGUGUUACCGCAAAGAAUUCGAUGUAAUUUUCUACUUCUCUCGAUAACCAAAGUGAGACAGCUGCGCUAAAAUGCUUGUCUCCUGUAAUGAUUUUAGACGCAAUUAAUUCACUGAGAUUCUUUUUGCAUUUUACAUAGGAAAGAGCACGAAAUAUUUAAUACAAUCGGAAGCCAUUCCGAUCACAAGCAUGACCAAUACCACUUCGCAGUGCAGGAUGGGAAGGUAAUUUGGUAUCAUCACCAAGAAAACGACAAAGAAGUGUUCAAUGUCGUCACCCUUCCCUCCAUUCCUGCGCGCAACUGGACACACGUGGCAGUGACGUAUGACUCCACAGCCAUGCUGGCGAAAGUUUAUGUUAACGGAGUCAUGGUGAAACAAAAAUCUGCGAGCGGUGACCUGUCUCAAGAUUGGGGCCAUUUUGCCGGUAUCGGAAGACAUUUUUAUACAGGAUCUUAUUUAACAGGACUAGUUGAUGAAUUUAUCAUUUAUAAUUACGCUCUUAGUGACGUGGAAAUGAAGUAUCUUGCACAAGGGCGGUGCUCCAAAAAAUAA
Pocillopora meandrina is the source of this 3068-nucleotide messenger RNA. NCBI's taxonomy places the organism in Eukaryota, Metazoa, Cnidaria, Anthozoa, Scleractinia, Pocilloporidae. The record is from the annotation of a GenBank genome assembly.